AAAGAACAACACAAUAAUGAGCGGACUCAUCAUAAUAAAACAUUUGCAGAUAAGUAUGAAGAUGGAUUUAAAGCCUCGGCUGCAAUAACAACUAAAACGAUAUAUAAUAGCUAUGCUGGGGCAUUAUUUACAUCAGUCUCCACCCACAUAAAAACCACAACAUGACGCAGAGUGCCAGAACAAGUCUAACAGCAGACGGUAUUCAUCCACACUGAAAUCAGAGAGCAUGCUGCCAAAACUGUUUGUCAUCUGCACCUUCAUUGGCUAUUUGAAUGCCUUUCAGGUCACGCAGCCCCAUCUUGUUGCUGCCAACAGCAGUGGAUUUGCCAUACUGACAUGUGACUACAAAUACAGCAAAGAGAUCGUAGAAUUAAAGAUUUACCUGCUGCGGGCAAGACACAAUGAUACAAUAAGUUGUGAGACUUCAGUCAACGAGAGCAAGAAAGGGAGCCUCUGCCUGAUGGAACGUUACAACAACAGUGUGACCCUCACCAUCUCACGGCUCAAUGUCUCGGAUGCAGAUCUGUAUGUCUGCAGAGUGGAAAUAAGAUCUCCUCCUCCCUUUGUUUAUGCUGAGGGGACAGGGACCAUAGUAUAUGUUGCUGAGACGUCGCAGAUUCCACAUCCUGAAUAUACCGACUUUAAUUGGCCUGUGGUCUGGAUUACUGCAGGAGUCAAUGGGCUUCUCUUGCUGUACUGCAUAAUCAUAACUCUUACCUACUUACACUUGAAGAAAAGAAACACGGGUGAACCUGAAAGCAACAGUGAAUACAUGGAUAUGAGGAAAGUGUUGUCAGAAAAUACAAACAGGAAGAAAGAAAGGGACAGAAACCACAAUUCUGAACAAUUCCAUUUUUAAUUAUAUUAUUCCUCACAUACAGUGUUAUUUUAAUGAAACUGUAGAAGUCAACUCAUGUGCAUUUUGUUUUACAUAAUAUACUGUGGUAUUAAUUAAAACAUGAAAGAAGAAGCUUCAUAACAGCAGAGCAAAUGCAUUGUAGUAAACAAGAAUUUUGACAUUAAAUUGUGAAAAUGAUUAUGUUUCUCCCACUUUGAGCCAAGAACUCGCUUGACUGUUAUCACAGUGAUAUUACUGUUAGUACCAAGACAAUCUUCUAUACUGUCAUGAACGAGAGGCACUGUCGCUAUUCAGCUACCUCCCAUGGCUCAUGCCCAUGCACUGUAUGUUCAAACCAUAAUAUUAGAAGGAGGCUGAGCAAAAUAAAAUCAAAGUUUUUGCUGCUAACAAUUAUGAUGGGCAAAAUAUACACAGCAGAUGUUGUUGUACAAACACACCCCACUGCUUCUGUCAGACAGACUGACCGACAAAAAUGCAAUGUGUUGGUUAAAACUGACAACAUUCCGCCAGUUUCAUUCAGCGAUUUUGCUAUAUGGAGAACUUUAUUAUAGGGAAAGACUGAAGCUCCUAAAGCCUCCCCUUUAAAACCGUUUUGCUCACUUUAAGCUAUUUUAAAUCCUGCUAGAUCAUUACUGAUUGUAUUUUAUAUGUGUUAUUGUAUUUGUGUUUAUAUUUGCUGAAAUGUGCCAUUAUUGUAAAAAAAAAAUGGUUAUAUCAUGGUUACAUAAUAAAAAAAUGCAUGUGUAAGUGUUAG
Acipenser ruthenus (sterlet) is the source of this 1613-nucleotide messenger RNA. RefSeq names its product cytotoxic T-lymphocyte protein 4-like. Gene Ontology annotation, biological process: regulation of T cell proliferation; T cell receptor signaling pathway. The record is from RefSeq and is a predicted model, not a curated record. The transcript has 4 exons. The coding region runs from base 227 to 859 and encodes 210 amino acids. Gene Ontology annotation, cellular component: external side of plasma membrane. NCBI's taxonomy places the organism in Eukaryota, Metazoa, Chordata, Actinopteri, Acipenseriformes, Acipenseridae.